UGGGUUUGCUCUUCGGGUGCUACUGCGGGUGUCACGAGCGAUUUUCCCCGACAACUGCGCGUGAUCGCCUUUGUGCUUAUGCUACGAACGCACACUCGGUACGCUGGAACUUGGGGCGCACCCGGCAGCACCUAGGUACGGGCCGGGUGCGAUGCUGCCCCUGCGGCCGAUAAGAUACGCGGGGGAGUCCGUCCACUUGAUCGACGGGACGUUCCUCCGUUCUGCCAGAGCGGUCCGCAACGGCGGCCAGAGAGGACGCCGCGAGAUCCAUCCAAGCACCGGCAUGAAAGCAGUGAUCGCGACCGUUUGGGCCAUUCUGGCCCAGCUAUAUUCCAACGGAUGUGACCUUCUCUUCAAUGCAGGUGCGGGUUACCUGUUCCGGUACCUGGUGGCCGUGGGUAGCCUCUCGUACUCCUUGGCCCGGCGUGGCCGUCGGUUCCUCCCCGCGGACCCCAGCGAGGGCGAUGACCCCGUCCACAUCAACGCCGUCUGCUCCCCGCUGGAGUGGGAGAUGGAACGUCCCCGACCUUCGUCCGAGCUUGGCCAAGCUCAAGACAGGCUGUUCUUUUACGGAUGCAACGCGGCCGGCCAGAGGAUGGUGGUCUGCUUCUCGAGGUUCAAGAACCAGGUGGCCGAGCUGUGGCUUUGCCUGUACACGGCGGACGGCUGUACCUACAGCCUGCCGUGCACCUUCACGCUGGACCGGAGCGACGGAAACACGUUCACGGCCCUGGGCCUGCGCCUGGAAUGCCUGGCUGCCAACCGGAGGUGGCGUCUUGCCUUCAACGGCACGCUCAGGAAAUCUAUUCCAGGGGACAGCGAUAAAGCGGAUGCCACGGAGGCGCACGUCAAAUUCGGAUUCAUUUGGUCAACCGUGUCUCACACGCUGGAGCAUCCGGUGGAACUGAGCUGCGCUCUGCUCGCUGAAAGUUUUGCCAAACUGCCGACGCCGGAGAUGCUCGCUCAAAUAGACAGCUUCCUGCUCGAGACCGACUCCUACGACCAAGGUGGCAUGAUGAGUGGAGAGGUCACGCUAGAGGGCAGCUCCGCCGAAUGGAACCUCUGGGGCUCCAAAGUCAGAACUAGAGGUGCAAUUGUCGAGGACACGAGGGCGGAGGACCAUCAUUUCGGAUUCCUCGAGAACGGCAACAUCUACCACGUGGUGCACACGGACAAAUAUGGAGGCGCAGAAGGGCUGUACUACGGAAGUCUGUACGCCCCUGAGAUGAGAAUGCUGCCAAUCGACUACGGACUGAUUAGGACGCAGGACCUUAUAUCUGGAAGUUUCCUCAGGAUGUACAUCGGAUCCGGUUCGAUUCAACUGUCAAUCCACGCGCGGCACAAGUCGGCGGCGCUCACCUUCGGAAACGAGGAAAGCGCGUGCGAGGUUCAAGUGGCGGCUGCGGACCUGGAGUGCGACCAAAUGCACGGAAAGGGAUUCACCGUUCGCGUUCAAAGGAAAGGACCGACAACGUACCGCAUCGCGGAGCACUUUAAGCACAAAGGCGUUCGAGAGCGUCCUUGGACGGACACGGAUCCUUUGGUGGCCCACAUCGGGCAAGCUUGCUGCAAAUCAUCCGAUUUAACGGGAGGAAAAGGCUCAUCACUCGCAGUCCUUCACUCGAUCGCUGAGCAGUUCAAGACGUUUACUGUGCCAGAUGCAUUUGUGGUGACGACAAGCUCGUACAAGAUCUUCUCGCUUGGAGGAGAAUUCCAGCGCCUCGUGCAGCAGAUAAAGAGGUGCGGCCUAAGAGGGGAUGCCCAGGCAGUUCUGAAGGAAACGUGCAACAGCGUCGUGUCAGCCAUGGAAAAACUUCAGCUCCCAGACUUGGUGGAGAAAGAAAUUGUUCGCUGUAUGACGAAGUACGGUUAUGACUUGGGUGGCAAGAGAUUCGCCGUUCGAUCGUCAGCCAUCGGUGAAGAUUCCGAAGACAUGUCAGCAGCUGGCCAGAUGACAACCUUCUUGGGCGUGCGGAGCUUGAGCAAGGUCCUGGAGUGUGUCGUGAAGUGCUGGGCUUCUCAAUUCAGUUUUACGAGCAUAAACUACAAAAGGCAGUAUGGACAAGCGAUGGAGUCACCAAUGGCUGUGGUCAUUCAGGAAAUGGUGAAUGCUGAAGUCGCUGGAGUCAUGUUCACCUGCGAUCCGCUCACCGGGAACCCGGCCUACAUCACCGUCACGGCUAACUACGGCCUUGGGGAGUCCGUUGUGUCGGCGUCCGCAGAGCCAGACACGUAUGUCCUGAAAAGGACACCAGGCAUGCGACCUGUGCUAGAGUCUGUGCAAGUGGGACACAAGUCUCUGUACACGACGCAGUCAGAAUCCGACGGCGUGGUAAUGCUGCCCGUGACCGAAGAUAAGACGAAAGAGAAAUGUCUGGAGGACGACCAAGUGGAAAACCUCGUCUUCGUAGGCACCCAGAUUGAGAAAUGCCACACAACGCCGCAAGACAUCGAGUGGGCGCUGUGCGGAGGCAAGAUAUACAUGCUUCAGUGCCGUCCAGUGACAACGUUCUUCAGAGAAUCGGACUGCGAGCUGAUUCACGAAUUGGACACGGGCCUCAAAUCUGAGAAGGAAGCGUUUACAAAAGCCAACAUAUGCGAGGUUCUUCCCGGGGCGACAUCCCCUCUGAGCCUGUCGGUGAUUCGCCUCUGUUUCGACACGUACUGCCGGGAUCUGCACAGAGGAAUGUCAGCGAUGUACCCCCAUGACCCUUCGUUUUACAUGCCGGUCUGGAUGCCCAUUCACCGGUACAACUACUUUCUCUGGCUUUCAGACGGCCAGAUGAAUCUCCGAUCGGACGCCAACGUCCUGGAAAAAAGUAUGAUGUACAACACGUUAGGACGAGAUAUCGCGGGAGAAAUUAUGGAAAACGGCUGCGUAGAACGCCAGAAAAAAACGAACAUAUGGAAGCUUCCCCAGCAGAUGUACUACCUGCUCAAGAUGCUCUUCACCACGAAUAAGCGGUUGAAACGAAUUUCGGCGGCGACUCGGGACCUUCACCUGUCCGUGGAUGGAAUGUUGUCUGCCUCCCAGAUGUACACCUACCUGAGCAACAGCCUCCAUCACCUUCGGGAGCCGAGCGGCGUCCUCGUCUCCGCGUUUGCCAGCUCCUCCAUGUACAACCUCAUCCUCCAAAGGAUACUGGCGGCUGCCAGCGGCGAUCUCACGCCCCAAGUGUUUGCUGAAUUCUCCAAGAUGCUUAUAGGAGGGGACGUAGAGAGUGCUGAAGUACCAAGAAGCAUUCAGGAACUGGGAACCCUCCUGGCGGCAUCUACAGACAAGGAGAACUUCCUCAGCAUGUCCAUUGAGGAAGCGUGCGAAUGGCUGAUGACCGUGGAAAAUCUGUGCGGGGAGAAGUUCCGCGACUUCCUGCACAAGCACGGGCAUCGAAACGUCAAAGAGUUUGACCUGUACACAAAGCCGUGGUGCAUGGACCCUUCCUCUCUGGUCAAAUCUCUGAGGGCCGCGGCGAUGGCUCCGAAAUCCGCGACCCAGAAGGAAGCACCCGCGUGGGACCUCAGCGACCUUCCCUACAAACUGACAUUUGUCCAAAAGCUCCUGCUCAAGUUCCUGAUCCCUCGGGCGCGACUCGCGGUUGCUGCCCGCGAAACGUCCAAGUCCGGUCUGGUCCGAACCAUCCACAAGCUGCGGACGGUGUGCAUCCGCCUGGCGGACCAGAUGGUGCUCGAAGGUCGCAUCCCGACGCCCGACCUGCUCUACUUCCUCACCUUCGAGGAGAUCGGCAUCCUUCUCAAGACGAGGUCGCCCAGCCUCGUGCUCAAAGCUCAACGGAGGCUACGGCUUCAUCCCGAGCUGGACAAAGUCAAGUACCCCAGCCUUUUCGUGGGCGUACCCAAGCCGAUUAUGACCGCCGCCAAACGCAUCGAAGGGGACUUUGAAAUGAAAGGUAACCCGAUGUCUCAAGGUGUCGCAGAAGGCUACGCACGGGUAGUACCGACCUUCGAAGAGGCUCACCUGAUUCGCAAAGGAGACAUUCUUGUGACGACUGCCACCGACACUGGAUGGACGCCGUAUUUCCCUCUUCUGUCCGGCGUGAUCACGGAGAUGGGCGGACCUCUUUCACACGGCGCCGUUGUGGCUCGAGAGUACGGCCUGCCCUGUGUCGUGGGAGCGGACGGGAUCACAUCGAUGCUCAGGACCGGCGACUACAUCCUUUUGGACGGGAACACUGGCAUACUCAGAAAACUGGCCCAGCCUGCAGACGAAGAUCCCUGACGAAGUUCGUCGCCACUUUACAUUGAUUUAACAUGGGCGCCAUUAACUGCGGGAGCUAUAGAGAACACCACGACGGCAUUGGGAAAAUUCACCUCCCUCCCCUAACACACACACACACACUUCAUUGUAAGAUGUGCCUGUUUCUGACCUUUCUAGGGGCAUUGAUUUGGCGGCUGUGACCGAUAAGGUUAGACCGGAAGUGAGUGCAGUUACCCUCUAGUUUUUUGAGAAUGCCUACCUUGGAAAUACUUUCGUCACCGAAAAACAUCGUGUUCUCGAACUUCUGUUUUCCGCGUUUUCAUGUUCUCAGUGGGCGUGAUGCAUCCGUUAAAGGUGCCCUGAAGAGGUUUUUGAGAUCGCGUAAAUAUGACUUUAACUGACUCUGCUGACUCUAAGCAUCCUAGAAAUCCAUAUAUCAUCACGAUACGCGACCGAUUUCCCUAUUAAAGAAAAGCAAUUAAAGAUCGCAACACACCGAGAUCAUCUCCGCCGAUGGGAGAAGCAUGUUCUGAAACCAGGGCCACUGUCAGCCAAUAGCAAGCGAAGAAUCCUCGCACAGUCGACCAAUGGAGUCACGGAGUGAUAUCUCGUAUGCGCGCGGUUCGUUGCCCAUACAUCCCGGACUACUACACAACCCCGAGAGCUAACAACCGAACACAUCAAAGACGAAAAAAAAAAAGAGUGCUUUGUUUUUAAUACUGUAUUACAGCAUUAUGUUCCCUCUACCGUGAAAGUUUUUUUUUACUACUCUUAUUUGUUUUUAUUAUUUUUACAAAUGUACACAUUUUGUAUUAACAGCGUUUGCAAUCUCAACAAAAAGUCGCGCUCUCAUUAUUUAGAUGUCGUCUUCGCUGCCAAAACAACACCCCUACAACCGUCGCAGAUGGUCUGGGUGUGUUCGAUAUUUGAUGGCUUUUUUAAAUGAAAUCGGGCGAGCAUUGCCUUUAAGUGUCUGUGAGGUUUGCAUGAUUUUCCUUACAAUUCAUUACCCUUCCAGGAAACGCGCCAUUAUAAAAAGUUAAUAUAUUAUAAUGAUCAUCGCGUCUUUCUGAAUUUCAUAUUUUUUUAUUUACUCUGAGGCACCGGCCAUCCGGGAUUCACGUUUGAAUGGAGUAUUCUCGUAAUCUAAACGCUCAAACACGGGGAAAUAAAGUCACUGACAAGACGUGCAAAAUGUUGUUUUAUACUCGAAAAUACGGUAUAAAUAGCAAUAAAGAUACUUUUUUUAUACUUCUCU
Molecule: messenger RNA, 5474 nt
Organism: Ixodes scapularis (black-legged tick)
Lineage: Eukaryota; Metazoa; Arthropoda; Arachnida; Ixodida; Ixodidae
Product: prodigiosin synthesizing transferase PigC
Exons: 41
Coding region: 152-4237 (1361 amino acids)
Biological process (GO): phosphorylation
Molecular function (GO): ATP binding; kinase activity
Source: RefSeq, a predicted model, not a curated record